AAUGAAAUAGAUAUUGCAAUAAUUACAAAUAUUUUAGGAGUUGGGAAUUAUUUCUGUAAUCAAAGACUUUGUUACAAAAUCAGACUCUAUAAAGACUCCAAAUUCAGUAAUGUCUAACACACGCGCGCGCGCCUAAGCAAUCAUUCCGUCCCUGAUCUCUCUCUGCUUAAACAGGAAAAAAUAAAUCACAGCCAGCCUCCCUAAUAAUACUUUCUUCAAACGGCAAUCUGUUAUUAUUCCCAAAUAAAUAAUUAAUUGAAAAGCAAAAAUUUUUACACUCAUAAAUCUCUUUCUCUCAUUGAUCUCUGAAUUUUGGAGCUGUACACCAGGUUUUCUUCAUGGGUGCUAAAUCAGUUGAGGAUAUGAUAGAGGCAUCAUCAGGAGUUCAUUUUUCUGGGUUUCAUAUGAAUGGUUUGGAGUUGAGAAAUACACAGGUGGGGCAACCGACGACGCUGGCAGCUGAAGAGAUGCAUAAGCAACCCUUUGUCAUUGGAGUUGCUGGUGGAGCGGCUUCUGGGAAGACUACAGUUUGUGAUAUGAUUAUUCAACAGCUUCAUGAUCAGCGUGUGGUGCUUGUUAACCAGGAUUCUUUUUAUCAUGAUCUGACUGAAGAGGAACUUACAAGAGUUCAUGAGUAUAACUUUGACCAUCCUGAUGCAUUUGACACUGAGCAACUAUUAUGUGCUAUGGAGAAGUUGAGGCAUGGGCAAGCAGUAGAUAUUCCAAAAUAUGACUUCAAGAGUUACAAAAACAAUGUUUUUCCAGCAAGAAGGGUCAAUCCUUCAGAUGUUAUAAUCCUGGAAGGCAUUCUAAUUUUCCAUGAUCCUCGCGUUCGAGAGUUGAUGAACAUGAAGCUAUUUGUUGAUACAGAUGCUGAUGUACGUCUGGCAAGGAGAAUAAGGCGUGAUACUGUUGAGAAGGGUAGAGAUAUUGGCACAGUACUUGAUCAGUACUCAAAAUUUGUGAAGCCUGCUUUUGAUGACUUCAUACUCCCAACAAAGAAGUAUGCUGACAUCAUCAUUCCUCGCGGGGGAGAUAAUCAUGUAGCCAUUGAUUUGAUUGUGCAACAUAUUUGUACGAAGCUUGGCCAACAUGACAUGUGUAAAAUAUAUCCCAACUUAUAUGUCAUUCAAUCAACUUUUCAGAUACGCGGUAUGCAUACCCUAAUACGUGAUUCCCAGACAACAAAACAUGACUUUGUUUUUUAUGCUGACAGAUUGAUUCGUUUGGUUGUUGAACAUGGUCUGGGACAUCUACCAUUUACAGAAAAGCAGGUGACCACUCCCACUGGGUCUGUUUACACUGGUGUGGAUUUUUGUAAGCGGUUAUGUGGUGUCUCCAUUAUUAGGAGUGGCGAGAGUAUGGAGAAUGCUCUACGAGCAUGUUGUAAAGGCAUCAAGAUUGGGAAGAUUCUUAUUCAUAGGGAAGGUGACAAUGGUCAGCAGCUUAUCUAUGAAAAGUUACCACAAGAUAUCUCGGAUAGACAUGUGUUGCUAUUGGAUCCCAUUCUAGGGACAGGCAAUUCAGCUGUUCAGGCUAUUUCUUUACUCAUUAGCAAGGGUGUGCCAGAAUCCAAUAUCAUUUUUCUUAAUCUCAUAUCUGCACCCCAGGGAGUGCAUGUGGUCUGCAAAAGAUUCCCAAGAAUAAAGAUUGUAACGUCUGAGAUUGAAACUGGCUUGAAUGAAGAUUUCCGUGUCAUACCUGGCAUGGGUGAGUUUGGAGAUAGAUAUUUUGGCACAGACGACGACGACGACGAACUAGUGGUGGCCCAUACACAAUAGAGAUAUUAAGGGCUGCGCUGAUUAAUCUGCAGAGAGCGAGCAGCCGAAACUGCUGGACUCUUUAUGUGCUGAGUUGUGCGAUUUCAGUUUUGAACAAAUUUUGACUCAAAUCAAACCUAUAGUUUCUUCCUUCCAUUUCUAUAUGUUUAUUUUUUAAUAAACAAAACUGAGUCACAGAGGAGGUGUUUGAUUCUCUGUCACCACCUUAGUUCUAUUUGCAGAGGGUUUCUCCAAGGAAAAAAAAGUGCAAUAAAUCCACAACCAAAAAGUUACUCGGUUUGCAUGGCUCAGAGGAAAGUGAUUGGUGAUUACAGGCACCUACUCGGAACUUGAUGGUGACAGCCUCCCCAUUAAUAUAUGUAUCUGUGAACCCAGAUAUUUUAUAUCAUAUGUGGUGAUAAAAUUUUAUGGUGAACCUUUAUUUUGGUUCAGCUAGGUUUGAAUA
This is a messenger RNA of Populus nigra (black poplar), 2226 nucleotides long. RefSeq names its product uridine kinase-like protein 3. Gene Ontology annotation, molecular function: kinase activity; ATP binding. Gene Ontology annotation, cellular component: cytoplasm. NCBI's taxonomy places the organism in Eukaryota, Viridiplantae, Streptophyta, Magnoliopsida, Malpighiales, Salicaceae. The transcript is spliced from 15 exons. The coding region runs from base 339 to 1781 and encodes 480 amino acids. The record is from RefSeq and is a predicted model, not a curated record.